UACCACCGACUGCUGGCCAAGUAUAAUACAUUGAAGAGUAGUUCCGUCAGUGACGUCCUGGUGAUACCGGACGCGUAUGAGCCCGUGGUAGACUCAUAUAAUCUCGUGCUGGUGGACGCACAUAGUCACAACUUCAAGGAUAACUAUCUGCACGGCACCGAGAGCGGCGGUGAGAAGGCCGCUGCAGUGCUCAAACAAGCGGUCACCGAGUACCUUAUAACGCAACAAUCUAGCAGAAAGGCGUGUCGCAUGAAGAUUUGUGUGUACGCCAACCUUAAGAAGCUGUCGGUCGAAGCCGCAAAUCAAUACGCUACCCGAAAUCGAUGCUUCGGAAAACCGGCCUUCCCACGUAGCCUUGGGGCGUUUGCUGCCGGCUUCUCUCGUGGUCAUGUUUCUGUCGACUGCGUUGAUGUAGCUGACGAUGAGGCUGUCGAGCGCAAGAUUUGUGGAUUGUUCGAGAUGCACAUCAAGGACCCUGCUUGCAACCAGAUUUUGUUUUGCGCGAGUGGCAGCGCACAGUAUAUGCGCACACUUAAGAAGCAUAUUUCGUUUGCCAAGAAGAUCACGCUUGUCCAGAGAGGCAGUGAAGAUACUAGUCUCACUAAUCUGGGUCUACGGAGUGUAACACUGCCGCAAAUCUUUGAGUCCUUCGGGGGGAACGAGGCCGACUCGAAUGAUUUGAAAGAAACACGCAACGGCUUCGAAGUGACCUCUAAAGCCACGGUCAGCUGGAUACAUAUGCCGCCCGCCCCAACAGUCUCUCUUCCUAGGAACAGUGCAUCUGAAAUCAUACUCAUCAACGCGUCUGGCGAUCGCAUCGAUAAGCACAUGGAUGCACCCACCAAGGCCCAGUGGAACGAGUAUAAUGCUUGCAUUACUACGAGAAGGCUAUGCGCUAUGUUCCACGUGGGCCACGGAUGUAGUCUUAGACUAUGUCGAUACGAUCAUGGCCAGAUUAGCGCCAACGAACGUCAUUGUCUCCGAUAUCGAAUGAGAGCACUUCCAUGCCGCAAUGCCGGAAGCUGUCGCGAUGCAUUCUGCAUGAGAGGUCACAUGUGUCACUACAAAGAGUGCAAGAAACGCAGAGUUUCAUAUUGCAAAAUGCCUUCUUCACACCAUGGGAUCGAUCCGAAUGUUAAGGAUUGGAUCACGCCGAAUGAGAAUUUCGGUGGU
Molecule: messenger RNA, 1173 nt
Organism: Bipolaris sorokiniana ND90Pr
Lineage: Eukaryota; Fungi; Ascomycota; Dothideomycetes; Pleosporales; Pleosporaceae
Exons: 4
Source: RefSeq, a predicted model, not a curated record